Messenger RNA from Colletotrichum karsti, 2187 nucleotides. RefSeq lists its product as uncharacterized. The transcript is spliced from 4 exons. NCBI's taxonomy places the organism in Eukaryota, Fungi, Ascomycota, Sordariomycetes, Glomerellales, Glomerellaceae. Bases 1 to 2187 code for a protein of 728 amino acids. The record is from RefSeq and is a predicted model, not a curated record.
AUGUCUUCAGUUCGGGCAGAACACGAAGGUCAGGAAAGCCUGGACGCGAAAAUCGAGUCUUUCAUCAACAGGCUGCCAACUCUUCACGACCUCAUUUCCGUUCACGACGACGUCGUACUCUCCCUCAUUGAAUUCGAGAAGAGUAUCGCUUCCGACAUCGACUUUUUGCACUUCCGGGACGGGCUCCCAGACCACAUCGCCGAGGUCCUCAUCCACUGCAUCGGCCACUCCGCGAUUUGCAAAAUCCACCAUCGUUUUCCUAGUCUGGUCCUCUUCUACCUAGGCUGGUGUCACGGCCGCGGCUUCUGGGAAGAGCUGCGCAAGCUAGCAGCUUCCCUCUGCUGGACGGACGCGAUCGACGAGCUCCGACAAGAAGCGGACGCACGACGCCAGCUAGAUCCAAAGGACCGCCCAGGGAUCCACGUCCACAAGAGUGGCGUUAUUUUAUCCGACAUCGCAGCCGUCCUAGUUCGACAGGGAGUACAACCCAAGUGCCACCCCCACGCAAAGACACGCAAAGCCAAGACAAGGCAAGACGACCAAACGCCGAGCGCCACCAGUAACGAGGAGUACGGCGACAAGCAGGACAGCAGUCGCGACGACGAUCAGGAGCAGCACACUGGUGGUGACGACGACGAGCAGCACGCAACGGGCGGGCACGGAGACCAUCACAGUGACGACGAGUACGAGCAGGACUUUGGUGGUGGUGACGACGACGAGCACGCAAGAGCCCAGCACAACCGUGGCGACGACGAUCACGACCACGUAAGAGACGCCCCUGAGGACCUCUUGGACCAGAGUUUGGACGCUCCUGAUAUUGGAUUUGUCGACGCCGUCGCCCCUCCGUUGGACCCCCCGUCGCUUCCGUCACCAGCCAGCAGACCGUGGUUUGGUUUGCCAGAGCCGUUUGGUUGCCACGUCUCGGAAGGUGAUUCAAGUCCCCGCUCGAAUACAAUCGACGGGAGCUCCUCUUUGUCUUCGCAGGUCAACAUUUCGAAUGUGCACGCGAAACCAUUCCAAGGCCCUCUUCAACACUCGCCGUCGUCGUACGAAGACGUGGGCUGGAGUGGCUCGGACGACACCAUCGACGUCAACGAGAGUGUCAAGGCCGCAGCGAUGGCGGAUCUGUCGAACGUCACCAUCAAAAGGCCGCGUAGCCGGUCUGAUGCAUCAGCAAUAUCAACCAAACGACCCAAAAUGUCAAUCGAGCCCAAACACCUAGACAUCGACAAUCCGCACCCGAUAACAAAAGCAUCCGCAUGGAUAAGAGGGGAUUGGCUGAAUGACGCACUUACUGCCAUGACGAGAGGACUGGAGUGGGUGGCCUUGCUUGAUUUUUCGGCGGUGGCCAAUCUGGACAAGCCAAACUGCGAAGCCCUGCGCAACGUGGUCGCCACGAUUGAGUCCGAAUCCACGACGCUCAUUUUGCUCCCUAUUCAGCCGUGCGCCGCGUCACUCUAUGACUCGUUACCGUCGGGCAACAACACGAGGUUUGCCCGAAAACGCACUGAACGGUUCUUCCAGUGUUACUUUCCGAACGCUCCGGUGUCAUCAAAUCGUAUCUUCAAGUCUAUGGCAGGGCCGCGACAACAGAACACAGACGAUUAUGGGGUUUAUGUCUUCGCCACGGCUCUCUACAUCAUUGUCGGCGAAGACCUGCCGAGCGAGGUCCAUUCCCCGUUGUGGAGGCAGUUUAUGGCCGCAGCUCUCGGCCAACCUGGCGAUUGGGCACAUGUGCUUCCACUACCACCCGCGCAAGACAUCCCCGUACACCAGCCCACCUGCGACGGCCCGUCGGCCGAAGCAUUUCGAGAUUGGACUUCCCAGGUGAAGCGAUGGCAUGACGAAAGGCGGGAACUCAUGCUUCAGAAGGUCCACAACGACAUCAUAUUAUCCAGUACCACCCUGGUUGAAGUAGAGCCGGCGGUCAAGGUUGCUUCGAUCCUGUACGACGAGACCAAGAGCAUGCUCGAUUCCACCACGGCACAAAUGUUCGAGCUUCAGAAAGAGGCGGCACGAGAGGUGGAAGUCACACGAUUGAAGCUGCAACAAGAACUGUUACAGAAGUCGCGCGCUGUCCUGGCCGGGCUGGUAGAAGCGUUGGAAGCAAAGGAGGACGAAAUCAUCAAGGCGCUCAAUAGCCAGGAGGAGGAGGCUAUGAUAUGGGAAGCCGCACGUCUCGUAUGA